GAGGUGAAAAGGUGGAGAUAAGAGGAGGGACUUGGUUGCUGUGAAUCGGGAGGGGAAUGCAGAGAGGGGCAGACUCUCGUUCGGUUGUUGAAGAUGCUGCUAACUUUUUGCAGCUUGCUCUUCUCUCCGGUGGCCUCCAUCCAUCCAGAAUGCAAGAUCUUUCAACAGGUUAUGAAAGAUGAAGCUCGGUGUUUAGAAAAAAACAACUCUCUCGCGCCAGAUUUUAAAGGGUGUGCUGGGGUUUGGGAUGGCCUGAGCUGCUGGCCUCAAGCGACUGUCGGAGAGGUCGUGACCGUCUCCUGUCCGGGAUUCUUUGCAGAAAUCACCAACAUCCAAGGGUUCCUGCACAGAAACUGCACCGUGGGCAAUUCCUGGUCUGAGCCGUUCCCACCGUACUCCGUUGCCUGUGGAGUUGAAGAAAGUUUAACACAAGGACCAGAAGAUCAGAAAUCGUACUAUUCGGCAUUCUGGUACAUCUACACCGCUGGCUAUGCAACAUCUCUGGUCUCACUCUUUACGGCCCUCCUCGUCUUCACCUUCUUUCGAAAAUUCCACUGCACGCGGAAUUACAUCCACAUGCAUUUGUUUGUCUCCUUCAUCCUGAGGGCAGCAGCUGUCUUCACCAAAGAUUCCAUUUUGUUUGCCGACGACAGCAUGGACCACUGUUUAAUGUCAACGGUUCUCUGCAAAGCCGCCGUGGCUUUCUUCCAGCUCAGCAUUUUAGCCAACUUCUUCUGGCUGCUGGUCGAAGGCCUCUACCUGCAGACCCUGCUGAUCCUGACCUUUGUGUCCGACAAGCAGUAUGCCUGGAAGUUCGUCCUGAUUGGCUGGGGCGCUCCAGUGGCCAUCACAUUGGCAUGGAUUCUGGCCAAAAUUUACACGCAGAACACUGGAUGCUGGGAUGAUGAGGAAGAGAGCUCUGCCAUCCUGUGGAUCAUCAAGGGACCCAUCUUAUUAGCGGUAUUGGUGAACUUCACUAUUUUCCUGAACGUCAUUCGAAUUUUGGUGCAGAAAUUAAAAUCUUCAGAGGCGGGAGGAAGACACCCAAGACAUUUUGUGAGACUGGCAAAAUCCACCCUGCUCCUAAUUCCUCUCUUUGGAGUGCACUACGUCGUCUUUGCUGUCUUCCCAGAGGGCACCGGGACAGAGGCCCGAUUGUACGUCGAGCUGGGCUUGGGCUCUUUUCAGGGCUUUUUCGUUGCCCUUCUGUACUGUUUCUUGAAUGGAGAGGUCCAGUCAGAAUUCCAGAAACGCUUGCGCAAAUGGCACUACCAGCAUUACCUGAGCUUCAGACGAAAGCAUCGGAGAAUCUCUGGGGACCACAGUCCGAUCAACUAUGUCACGCAGCUUUCCCUCUUGGACAAGAUUAGCCCCAAAAGGAGCAACUGUCCAAAUGACUCCUCCUCGCUCUGA
Heteronotia binoei (common prickly gecko) is the source of this 1413-nucleotide messenger RNA. Its product is annotated as vasoactive intestinal polypeptide receptor 1-like. Lineage: Eukaryota; Metazoa; Chordata; Lepidosauria; Squamata; Gekkonidae. Gene Ontology annotation, molecular function: peptide hormone binding; vasoactive intestinal polypeptide receptor activity; G protein-coupled peptide receptor activity. Gene Ontology annotation, cellular component: plasma membrane. The record is from RefSeq and is a predicted model, not a curated record. The transcript is spliced from 13 exons. The coding region runs from base 94 to 1413 and encodes 439 amino acids. Gene Ontology annotation, biological process: cell surface receptor signaling pathway; adenylate cyclase-modulating G protein-coupled receptor signaling pathway.